Molecule: messenger RNA, 2137 nt
Organism: Drosophila kikkawai
Lineage: Eukaryota; Metazoa; Arthropoda; Insecta; Diptera; Drosophilidae
Molecular function (GO): protein binding
Source: RefSeq, a predicted model, not a curated record
UUGGGAAUUCUGAACUUUGCGCGACGAAAUGACGAGUUGUACUGAGACAACAAUUUCUGGCGGCGGCCAAGACAGCGGUAAACCUAAUCCACAGUUCACAGUGCUCGCUCAAAGCGAUAUUCGUCAGGAUACCAUUGAAGACUUCCUAGCAAGUCAUGCAGAUGGCGACUUUCUAGCUCUAAUUGGCUCAAAAUCGAGCGUGGUCACCUUGGAGAUGACCCAUAAAAACACAUUUUCAGCUCCCUUUUCAUACAUUUUGGCGGAUUUUGAGUGUAGUGCAGUGGAUCCACGACCCCUGGAUGUUUUGGCUAACCAAGUGAAUCUGGAGAGCAUCUAUGAAAGCUGUAAUGUCCUUGAGGCUCAAGCUUUGGCUUUGGAGCCAGUCUACACGUCAGUUUGCUCUGCAGCCGUGCCACCUGCUAAACUGAGAGCUGUAAAAAAGGCAAAUGGUUUGCUACCAAAUGGAAAUCUAUUACUGGCUUCACUCAACACCCGUGGUUCUAUCAUCUUUAUGAGCAAACCCUCGGAGUAUCCCGGCUGGAGUCUUUUGGAGUCACUUAAUGUGGCUGUGAUCCUACGGGAUAACCUGCUGCCGCCAAUGAAGUCUUCGAAAAUCAACAACUUUCAAAAGUAUCAGGCUUUUAUGGAUCGCGCUUGGAUCACGAUGUUUGCUUGGCUUACCAGCCAAGAUCAGGGACAUGCCUUGGUCUUGGGCACCGCCAAUGGAAGCUUGUGGUUGCUUAGCCUGAGCUCAGAUGUACAAACUCUGCGUGAGCACAAAGUCUUGGAGACCAGCUUGGAUCGCAUUUGCUUUCUUCAGGCUUUCGAGGAUCUUCUACUCGUGGGUGAUGUGAAAGGAACCAUCAGACUGUACAGAGUUUCCACCUCGAAUGAAUCCUGUCUAGUACUGGUCAAAGAAUUGUGGAGCAAAGCGGAUCGCAUGGGUCUGCAAAGGGGAGUGAUAACCCGGUGUCCCGAGAGAGGCUGCUACUAUAUAACCUGCUGCAAGGCGGCACAUCUGCUUACCUGGUGUAUGCAAGUCUCCGGAGAGAACGAAGAGUGGCUGGAAACACGUCUCUAUGUUGGAGGAAUGAAGAUCACCGGUCUCUCUGCACUUGGCCACAAUAGCUACGUUGUGGGAAACAUAAGCAAAAACCUGCACCGCAUUCAAAUCAGCCAUGAAGGCCAAGAGUUUAGUCUAAAAAAGCAAUCCAUACCCAUGGACAUGCUCGAAAACUUUGAGGUUUUGGAUCUCAGCUACAGUUUAAAUGGCAAUUUGCUGACCGUGUUCCUUAACCGUAACAAAGAGUACAUGAACUCGCACCUAUGGCAACGAAGUCAAAUAGUUGUUCAGGUGGGUAAGCUACAGGAUGAGAAUGCGGAAGAAACCCUUGCCCGGCUGGCUAAAAAGUUAGAGUUCAACGAGCCCAUUAAUCCGUACACCGACUACUUGGCCGAGCUGCGCAUGAAGAUAUUUUCCCAAAAGGAACUGCAAACAUAUCUCAAUUUUAGUCCAUUGGAUUCUUUUCAAUUUGCUGAGGAUGCCACAGAUUCGCAGCUGCUGAAGCUUAAAAUUAAAUAUCAUGUCCUGCAAGCUAUUGCCCACCUGCAUUCGAACUUUCUGGAGCUGACGGAGCAUGCCCGAAAGUUCCUGGACGAAAUGGAACUGCUUCUGGCAAUGCUAGUCACCACACACAUCAGACUGCGACUUCAGUUCCUACGGACACUGAGUAAAUUAACGCCAUUCCAGGAGGAGGCGGCCAAGAGCAUGUUCAAGGAGGCUUUUCGACUGAUUAAUAAACUUAAAUCCGACUUUAAUGAGAAUCAUCCUUUGAAAUGCACCACCAAUGCCUUUGUGGAACAUAUAAGCACACAUUUAGAGAUAUUGCAUUUAAAGCUGGGUGGUGGUAAUCCUCCUAAAAAUAUGGAUCCAGAGUCAGAAAUGCCAGGAAUACGCUGUUGUGUGUCCUAUUUAGAGAUCUCCCUCAGCUUGGAGCGUCGCUACUGCACCCUCUGUGAUCGUCAAAUCCUAAUGGAGCUGGAGAACCUGCAGGAGCUUUACGAGCACAAUGACAGCCAGCAAAUAACCUGCCCCUUUUGUCAUGGCAGCUUCACGGAGGAGCUCUUAAAUGCAUAA